UCGGUGGUGUUUCGAUCGCCAUCAGGCUCGGCCGUGGCGAAGCUGGCCUCGACAACCUCUCCCCUUCAGCUGGUGAUCGUCGGGUAGUGCCCCCCAACCCCCCCGAGCAUGACUGCCAACGGGCACCAGUUGCCGCGGCGACUCGCCCGGAAGACCCGCGCUUCGAUAGGGCCAGCCGGGGCUCGGAGCUGAUGCUUUUCACGUACGCGACAGCGAGAGAGAGAGAGAGAGGAACGGGCGGAAGAAGCUAAAGGGUCAGUUUUGAGGAGGCGAACGCGAUGCCGGGGACGAUAGUUGGUUUGUUGCUGUGGCUCGGGGGCCUCGCCCUUGGCGGGAAGUCGGUGUCGAGCAGGGACGACUACGUCCUGCACAUUGGCGGGAUCUUCCCGAUUGCGGGCGAGGGUGGCUGGCAGGGCGGCCAGGCGUGCAUGCCAGCUGCAAAUCUUGCCCUCGAGGAUGUGAACAAGGAGAAAAAUUUGCUGCCGGGCUUCACCCUAAAACUCCACUCCAACGAUAGCGAGUGCGAGCCGGGCCUCGGGGCGUCGGUGAUGUACAAUUUGCUGUACAACCCGCCGCAAAAGUUGAUGCUGCUGGCCGGGUGCAGCACCGUGUGCACGACAGUCGCCGAGGCCGCGAAAAUGUGGAACCUCGUCGUGCUCUGCUACGGUGCGUCCUCGCCGGCACUGUCGGACAGAAAUCGUUUCCCGACCCUCUUCAGGACCCACCCCUCAGCGACCGUGCACAACCCAACGAGGAUCAAGCUGCUGCAAAAGUUCGGCUGGUCGCGCAUAGCCAUCCUGCAACAGGCCGAGGAGGUGUUUAUAUCGACCGUGGAGGAUCUGGAGGCUCGGUGCAAGGAGGCCGGCAUCGAGAUAAUGACGCGCCAGAGCUUCCUCUCCGAUCCGGCGGACGCGGUGAAGAACCUGCGGAGGCAGGACGCCCGGAUAAUCGUCGGGCUGUUCUACGUAGUGGCCGCUCGGCGCGUUUUGUGCGAAAUUUACCAAAACUCGCUUUACGGCAAGACCUACGUCUGGUUCUUCAUCGGCUGGUACGAGGACAAUUGGUUCGAGAUGAAUCUCGACAAGGAGGGCAUCAGCUGCACGAAGGAGCAGAUGCGCCAAGCGGCCGAGGGCCACCUCACCACGGAAGCCGUCAUGUGGAACCAGAACAACGACACGACCAUCAGCGGCAUGACAGCCGAGGACUUUCGCCAACGGCUCAACACCGUCCUCAGGAAGGAGGGCUACGACAUCGACAACAGGUACCCCGAGGGCUACCAGGAGGCCCCGCUCGCCUACGACGCCGUGUGGUCCGUCGCUCUAGCUUUCAACAAAACCAUGGAGCGACUCAGCAAGCAGGGCAAGAGCUUGAAAAACUUUACGUACAACGACAAGGAGACGGCGGACGAGAUAUACUCGGCCAUCAACUCGACCCAAUUUAUCGGCAUCUCGGGCUACGUGGCCUUCAGCUCGCAAGGUGAUCGGAUCGCCUUGACCCAGAUCGAGCAGGUGAUCGAGGGUAAGUACGUGAAGCUCGGCUACUACGACACGCAGAUGGACAAUCUGACCUGGCGCAACCUCGAGCGUUGGAUCGGUGGCAAGGUGCCCCAGGACAGGACAAUCGUCAAAAAGGUCCUACGCACCGUGGCCCUGCCGCUGUUUGUCGGCAUGGGGGCCGUCUCGGUGAUCGGCAUCAUCGUCGCUUGCGGCCUCAUCGUCUUCAACGUCUGCAACAGGCAUCGCAGGGUGAUCGUUUCGUCACACCCGGUGUGCAACACGAUUAUGCUGGUUGGGGUGAUCGCUUGCUUCGUGUCGGUGUUUCUACUGGGCGUCGACGGGCGCUUCAUGAGUCCCGCCGAGUACCCGCGCAUGUGCCAAGCCAGGGCGUGGAUCCUGUCACUGGGCUUCACUCUGGCUUUUGGCGCGAUGUUCAGCAAAGUCUGGCGGGUCCACCGACUCCACACCAAGACGAAAGCCGAUCACGCCAAGCUGUUCAUGUCGAAGCAAAAGGGAUCCUCGAUCCAAAACAAGGUCCAGCCCUGGAAGUUGUACUCUAUGGUGGCGAUCUUGCUGGUGAUCGACGUUAUUCUACUGGCGGUAUGGCAAUUCGUGGAUCCCCUGGAGCGGACGAUCGAGGUGUUCCCCCUGGAACCGUCCACCCAGGGUGACGACGACGCGAGAAUACGUCCCGAGCUCGAGCACUGCGAGAGCGAGCACAACAACAUCUGGUUGGGGCUGAUGUACGGCUACAAGGGGGUCGUCCUGAUGUUCGGGCUCUUUUUGUCCUACGAGACGCGGAGCAUCAAAGUCAAGCAGAUCAACGACUCGCGCUACGUCGGCAUGUCGAUCUACAACGUCGUCGUCCUCUGCCUGAUCACCGCCCCCGUGACCAUGGUCAUAGCCAGCCAGCAGGACGCGAGCUUCGUCUUUGUCUCCCUGGCCAUAGUGUUUUGCUGCUUCCUCAGCAUGGCCCUCAUUUUCGUGCCCAAGGUUAUCGAGGUCAUACGGCAUCCCAAAGACAAGGCCGAGUCCAAGUACAACCCCGACAUGGGCGUGUCCAAGGAGGACGAGGAGCGCUACCAGAAACUCGUCCAGGAGAACGACGAGCUCCAGAGGCUCAUACAGGAGAAGGAGGACAAGAUAAAACAGGUAAAGGCCAAGCUGGCGGAGCGCGACAAGCUGAGGGGCGGCAGCGGGGGUAGCAGCGGCGGCGGCAGCCUGCCCAAGGACUCGCUGAUCGUAGCUGACUUUGUCACCGGCGAGGGCACCUCGGACAGCGCUAUCGAGGCAGAGCGCCAGCCGGGCGGAUGACAGUGGAACAGCUGAAAGCGCGUCCAGUACGCGCUUUGAAGCGAUCGUCGCAGCGAAACGCGUUAAAUCCACGUGUACGCAUAAUUAUAAUGUUACGAGUCAAUUUUCUUCGCGCAUCGGAUCUACGGAAGAAGAUGACGAGAUGGAAUAAUAAAAAAAUAAAAAACAUGCACAAUUUGGAAUGUAGCAAUUACUUGUAAUAGUUACUGUAGCGUGUGACUUUUGUUCGGUGCACCGUUGGAUGUGGAAAUUGUUUUUCAAGCGAGCGAGAGGAAUUGCGUCGAUGGUCGACUGAUUUGUGUUCUUCAAUGGAAGUUGACGAUGGUGGCGAUGAAGCGAAAGCAUAAAAAAAAGGUGGAAAAUACAAACUAUAGUUGUGCACCCGAGAGAUUCAAACAAUUUAAUACUUGGGGGUCGUUUCCACAGUGUUCUGGUGUUGUUGUAUACUGAGAUUAAUUAAACAUUACUGUUGUUAUUAUUCGUACUUUGGGUGUACCAAGUGGAUAUGAUUUUUAAUUUUUACGGCAAAAAUCAGCCCUCACUUGUCGCUUAUCGUUCAGCAAGCCAACGUCAAUAGUCGACGUCUGUUUUUCUAUCGUACAUCAUAUUGUUUUUUAAAUAUCAUUUUUGUAUUGAAUUUCAAGUUAUUAUAUAUAAAUACGAUACACUUUUAUUGUAAAAGAAAAAUAGAUACCGAUGAGGAUUACAUGCAAUGCAACAGCAAAUAAGUCAUUAGCUAUGUAGAAUUUCGUGUAGCCUGUAUAUGAAAAUGUGUAAAAGUCGAAGGACUGAAUUGAAUAUUCACGUAGAAAACAACACUUGAUUCAGUGUAUUAUGUUAUAAAUACUUUUUCGAGUGUUGUACGUGUGUUGUACUAAAAAGAAAAUUUAUAUAUAUAUAUUUACUGUAAAUGUGAAUGGUUAGACAAAAAAAUUAACCAAUUAGUUUGAAGGAUAUUUCAGUAGAGGAUUAAAAUCUUUGGUAAUUAAAUAAUAAAUAUAGUGUGUUGAGGCCAUCAUCCGCGUAUCUACCAGACUAAAGAUUAAUUACCUAUAAAAUAAUGCAUUACAAUUUAUAUACAUACUAGAAUAAUCGGUAGCAAAAAUGUGUUCUCUUUUUGUUUAAGUUUAUGAAAAAUAAUAUCAUAUAUUCUAUUUAUAAUUUUAAAAAUUUGUUAUAGCUGUAUGUAUGCAGGUUGAAUAAUUAAAAUACCUUCGCCAAAAGACUCUGCGUAAGCCCACAUAUUACCAGAUGAGUAUAUGUACCGGCAAAAAAUAAGGGUGUUUAUAAGAAAUACAUGUUGUAAUACGCACACA
Molecule: messenger RNA, 4126 nt
Organism: Copidosoma floridanum
Lineage: Eukaryota; Metazoa; Arthropoda; Insecta; Hymenoptera; Encyrtidae
Gene: GABA-B-R1
Product: gamma-aminobutyric acid type B receptor subunit 1
Biological process (GO): G protein-coupled receptor signaling pathway; gamma-aminobutyric acid signaling pathway
Cellular component (GO): membrane; G protein-coupled receptor heterodimeric complex
Molecular function (GO): G protein-coupled GABA receptor activity
Source: RefSeq, a predicted model, not a curated record